This is a messenger RNA of Strongyloides ratti, 1329 nucleotides long. Its product is annotated as Protein DGCR14. The record is from RefSeq and is a predicted model, not a curated record. Gene Ontology annotation, cellular component: catalytic step 2 spliceosome. Bases 1 to 1329 code for a protein of 442 amino acids. The transcript is spliced from 4 exons. NCBI's taxonomy places the organism in Eukaryota, Metazoa, Nematoda, Chromadorea, Rhabditida, Strongyloididae.
AUGGAUAAAAAUGUCCAACCAACAACAAGUAAGGAGUUAUUUAAAGUUCCUGAUGUAAAUACAAAAGUUUCUCAAAAGAAAAUAAAUCCUAAGAUUCAAACAGUAGAGAAGCGUAAAAUUGAAAGACAUGUAUUGGAUGAAAAAACUUUUAUAACAGGAUUAGAAAGGAUAAUUGAAAGAGACUACUAUCCAGAGUUAAAAAAACUUCGUGCUCAAAAAGAGUAUUCUGAUGCUGUCAAAGAGGGCGAUACUAAAAAAAUUGAAGAACUUAAAAAAUGUUACUCAGUUAGGACGUUAAGUCAGAGUACACCUUCAACUGUUGCAACACCACGAGAUGAUGCUUCUGAUAGUGAAGAUGAAAAAUGUGAUAAAGAACCAAAGACGUUGUUGGAUGAUUAUAAUGUUGAUAGCUAUUUAAAUCGUUACACAAGUGAAGAUAAUCGAGAUUUUGAUUUCAUAUUAAAGAAACAAAAUGAAGAUUUUAAAAAAUCACAUAAAUGGAUUUAUAAAUCUAUAGAAGAUCAUAAUGCAAGACAUGAAGCAAUGAUUAAACCUUUACCUGAAGCAGAUGAACAGGCGUUAGCUAUUGCAAAUAAUGAAAGUUCAAAAGUUCAACAACCUAUUGGAUGGAAAUCAUCACUAGAAACUGGUUUUUUUGGUCCCCUUGAAGAAGCACCAUUAACAGUGGCCGAGUAUGUCAAACAAAAUCAAGUUAGUAAAAUUUCUAUUAACAAAGAAGGCACACGAUUAGAUGAAAACAUUUUUAAUAAUAAACAAAUAGAAAAAGUUAAACCUAGAUAUGAUAUUUUUGCUAGACCCCCAGAAAUAGAUAUUACGGGUAAAAGAAUUGAAGAAGAUAAAGUAAUAGAACAAAUAUUAGAUAAUAUUCAACCUGAAGAAGGUAAUAAUUCACCUGAAAUGACAUGGGGUUAUAUAGAUGGCACACCAUUUAGACUGGAUGGUAAUGAUAUUACAACUGUUGGUAGUAGUACUCCUUCAUUUAGGAUUUCUAAUAUUUCUGAAAAAGAACAGAUAGCUAGAAAUUUAAUUGAUAAUAUUAUUGCUUCAAAAGAGGCAAAAAAACGUGAAAACUCACAACCUAUUAAUAACGGUUCUGUUAGGUCGAAUUCUUUAAAUGGUAAAAUUAUGGGAAUGACACCUGCAAGUCAGAAACUAAUGAAAACUAAAUUAGGGUUUUCUUCUAUCUCAACACCAUAUGGGUCAUCAUGGCAAAGUAAUAAUAGCGCUUGGGAUACACCUUCUACAUCAAGAGGAAUGAACAUGGAUUCUAUAAGAAAAUUAAUAAAAAAGAAAACUGAUAAAAAAUAA